CAGCUCAGAGAUGACAGACAAAACACAAUCAACCGAUUCAAUUAUACGACAACGCAUUACCUUCCCACACAAGCACAGUCCACCAUGAGCUUCCACCUUACCGCUGAGGACAUUGUUAUUGAAGACAACCACAUCCUCAAGGCCCAGCUCCGCAAUGAAGACGAUGAACUUGUCGAAUCAACCAUUGACCUGAAUGAACACCUUGGGAACAACGGCGCUUUCGAAUGGGACGGUGAGAACUUCAGCGAAUCUGCCGAAAACGUCGAGUUUUCCAUCGAGGGUGACGGCGAGGUUCCUGUUCUUCGUGCAUUGCUGGGUACUGGAGACGAUGAACCGGCUGAAGCUGAUAUCAACCUCUCGGAACAUAUUGUGAACGAGAAUGGUCAAUUUGUGUACCAAUAGAGGGCAUGUGGAAUAAAUUUUCUGGUGUGUUCAAUAAUGAGAAGGGACAGAUUGUCAUAUUCUCAAAACCCCGCGUUGGUCGAUAAUCUUCCUCAGUAAAACUGAUG
Molecule: messenger RNA, 509 nt
Organism: Aspergillus ruber CBS 135680
Lineage: Eukaryota; Fungi; Ascomycota; Eurotiomycetes; Eurotiales; Aspergillaceae
Product: CVNH domain-containing protein
Exons: 2
Coding region: 85-402 (105 amino acids)
Source: RefSeq, a predicted model, not a curated record